AUGGGUUUCGUCUACUGGCUGCUGGCAGCGGCCUCGUUGGCGGCCACCACAAACGCAGCAUCCUCAAGCUCUCGACAUUUAUUCGAGAAUACGAACAUCCAGCGGACGGUCGAGCUUGGCGGAUCGUUGACCCACGUCACAACGACGAUUGCUGUCAAGGCCCUUGGCCACGGCGGUCCAAACGUAUAUGAACUCGCACUCUCAGAGCUAGAACAUCAACGGACUGCCUUGUUAGAGGUCAAGCUAAAAGGCGGCGCGCAGAAUUUGGCCGUCGAGAAACAUGGAUUUGAUCCGACCAGUAAUGCAUACCUGUAUACUGUGGAACUACCGCCGCUAGCGCAGAACGCAACUGCCACGCUCGUCGUCAAUUCGAUCCUUGCGCAUGCUUCGAAAGCAUAUCCAGCAUCUAUCAAGCAAGCAGAUCCCCAAUGCCUCUUGUUCACUACCGAAGCAUAUGUCCUCUCUCCCUACAAAACGCUCACGGAGCGCACCAAAAUUAGACUACCUUCACCAAAAGUUUUAUCCUACUCUGCGCCGGAAGCGCUGUCGAAUUAUGCUCCAGAGGGCUCAAAGGAACAGGCGAGAGGAAUCCGCAGUGGGGCAGUCAUCACCUAUGGUCCAUUUGACGACCUACCGCCCACUACGGGAAAGUUUUUCGCAAAGGAAGAUCAGCAACUGCUGUCGGUGCACUACGAAUAUGAGACGCCCGUGCUUUCUGUUGUCUCGCUCGACCGUUGGGCAGAGAUAAGUCAUUGGGGAGACAAUCUCAACAUUCAAGACAAUGUCCACAUUCGAAACGACGGACCAGAACUCAAAGGCCACUUCUCGCGUUUGGAGAUGCAGCAGGCCAAAUACUUUAACAAGGUUCAGCACCAGGUCCUCACACAUAUUCCUUUGCAACUUCCACCAGGCAUCCACACACCAUACUAUUACGACUCAAUUGGUAAUGUAACCACUUCGCGCUACCGCGCGUCGCCAAAGGUACCCGGAAAGAAGCGUCCAAUGCCAUCGUUCUUAGAGAUUCGACCACGUUAUCCCUUGCUUGGCGGAUGGAAUUACACCUAUACCCUGGGUUGGGAUGCUCCGCUAGGGGACUCUGCGAAAUAUGACAGCAAGACGGGCAAAUAUGUGAUUGGUGUACCAUUUAUGACCCCUAUUACUGGUGCUGCCGUUGACGAGGCAAGCGUCACAAUUGUUUUCCCUGAAGGAGCCGAAAACGUCGAGGUAUUCCCGCCGUUUGAUGUCGACUCGACGUCGCGCUUCACCCACGUCACAUAUCUGGACACUAUUGGACGACCAGCUGUGGUCCUUCGAUCUUCUAAGCUGACUGACCAACAUACUGGAGUCAUCUAUGCGACAUAUACCGUUCCUGUUCGCGCACAUCUCGCAAAGCCAUUGGCUGUCGGCACUGCAAUGUUUGGAUUCUUCUUGUUAGCGGCAUUCUUCCGACGCGUUGACCUACGAAUUGGAUCUACAAAGAGCAAGCGAUCAUAG
Serendipita indica DSM 11827 is the source of this 1494-nucleotide messenger RNA. Lineage: Eukaryota; Fungi; Basidiomycota; Agaricomycetes; Sebacinales; Serendipitaceae. The record is from the annotation of a GenBank genome assembly.